AUGACUAAAAAAAAGGGCUCAUUGGAUGAAAAAUUAACUGGAGAAUUUAGUGAAAUUGAUCUAUACUCUAUUUUAAAAGUAGAUAAGAAUGCAACUGAAACAGAGAUUCGCUCAGCAUAUCGUAAACAAGCUUUAUUGAAUCAUCCAGAUAAAAGACCAGAAUCUGAACGAGAAAAGGCACAUGCUGAGUUUGAAAGAAUUGCAUUUGCAUAUGGGAUUUUAAGUGAUGAAAAAAGACGUAAAAUAUAUGAUACAACAGGAAAAACGAAUGAAGUCAUAAGUGAUAUAGAUUGGACUGAGUGGAUAAAAGAACUUUAUAAUAGUUCUAUAAAUGGGGAAACAUUAGAAGAAUUUAAAAAAUCAUAUCAAGGAAUGUUUUAUUGCUCAGAAGAAGAACGACAAGAUUUAUAUCAGGCUUAUGAACAAUUUAAAGGAUCCAUGACAGAAAUAUUUUCACAUGUUUUAUGUAGUAAUGUGCUUUCUGAUGAAGAGAGAUUCCGUGCAAUGAUUGACGAAGGUAUUAAGAAUAAAGAACUUAAAAAAUAUAAAAAUUAUACACAAGAAACAUCUUCUCAGAGGCGUAGAAGGCGAAAGAAUGCAGAAAAAGAGGCAGAAGAAGCAGAGGAACUUACUAAAGAACUUGGCUUAGACAAAACUUUAAAAAAAAUAAAAACAGAAGAUGACCUUCAAGCAUUGAUAAAACAAAGACAAUCAACACGUAUGGAGACUUUAAUAAAUAAUUUAGAAGCAAAAUAUGGAAGUUCUAAGAAAAAAACUUUAAAAAAAAACUAA
Pneumocystis carinii B80 is the source of this 792-nucleotide messenger RNA. RefSeq lists its product as hypothetical. The transcript has 2 exons. Gene Ontology annotation, cellular component: cytoplasm; nucleus. The record is from RefSeq and is a predicted model, not a curated record. Bases 1 to 792 code for a protein of 263 amino acids. Lineage: Eukaryota; Fungi; Ascomycota; Pneumocystomycetes; Pneumocystales; Pneumocystaceae. Gene Ontology annotation, molecular function: heat shock protein binding.